UCCCAGCAUCCAAAGGGGUGGAGGAAGCGCUGCCCGCCCCAGCAGGCUUGCAGAGCGCUCCAAGGCUCCCGCGGGCAACGGGAUGAAAGAUGCAGCUGUGAGCCUGGGCUUGAAGCCUUCCCUUAAGGUGAUUCCUCUUGAGGUUCUCCACUCCCUGAACCUGCAAAGGAUCACUGCUUGGAAUGACAGAUGUGUAAGAUCUUAGAGCAGAUGGGACCCAGGUGCCAGUUUUUCCCGCUGUUGCCCUUGCUGAUGAUCUUCCUGCUACCCAGAGAUUCAGCGCUGCUGGACACAGACGGAGGCUGGCUGACCAGCAGACACUCUGCCAUAAUGGAAGAAGACAGCUGUACUGUAGAGAGGAGGGAUGCCACACUAUCCUACUCACUGUUCAUUGAACAGUAUGCUUUCUCUCGGCCCGUUAUACUUCGGGGAAUAACGGACAAUUUGGAGUUUCAGGCUCAAUGCACCAAGGACAAGCUGCUGGCCAAGUUUGGGGAUCGCCCAGUGCGUCUCAGCACCGCCAACACCUAUUCUUACCGCAAAGUUGACCUGCCCUUCCAGGAUUAUGUGGAUCAGUUGCUGGAACCGCAGGACCAGACCUCUCUGGGGAGUGAAACCCUCUAUUUCUUCGGAGACAAUAACUUCACGGAGUGGGGCCCUCUCUUCCGGAAGUACACCCCCCCACCAUUCCGGAUCCCAGGCACCACUGGAGUGUACAGUUUUGGGAUUGCAGGCCCUGGCUCUGGGGUGCCUUUCCAUUGGCACGGCCCCGGUUAUUCGGAGGUGAUCUUUGGCAGGAAGCGCUGGUUUCUGUAUCCUCCAGAGAAAAUGCCAGAGUUCCAUCCCAACAAAACUACUCUGUCUUGGUUGCUGGAUACGUACCCCUUCCUGCCCCCGUGGGAGAGGCCAGUAGAGUGCACCAUUCACCCUGGGGAGGUCCUCUACUUCCCAGAUCGCUGGUGGCAUGCCACCCUCAAUCUGGACACCAGCGUUUUCAUCUCCACAUUCCUGGGUUAGCAGACCUGGAUGGUGGCACCUCCUUGGACUUCUGGCCAUUAUCCCCUGACGGCGUUCAAAGAAAGAGGAUUUCCUUGUCGUCGACCUUUGCAGCUGGGCCAUCCCAGCCUCGUAGCAGGCAUUGUAGCAUAGCACAAUGGUUUAAGGCGAAGACAAGUGGUGGUUUGCUGAUGGACCGUGGGCCAGGGUCUGGAGCCAGGGUAGGCAGUGUGGCUUCCUCCACCACCAAGCUGGGCUACAACUCCCAUCUUCCCUGGCCACUGACGCUGCUGGCUGAGAGUGAUAGGGGUUGCAGUCCAAAAUAGCUGGAGGGCACCGUGUUGGCUACCCCUGCUCUGAAGGAUGACUUACUGAAGUGUUCUCCAACUUGGAGCCCUCUGCCUAUUGCUGGACUUCAAAGCCCAUCAGCCCUGAGCAUUGCUUAUGCUGGCUGAGGUUGAUGGGAGUUGUAGUCCAACAACAUCCGGAGGACCACAGCUACCCCCAUCCCUGGUUUUAAAAAGGAGAACCAGAAAUUGCUGACCUCCUGAUGACCACUCUUUGUAACAUUUACCCUUCAGGAGGUUUUGUAAUUAUAGGUUUACUUACACGGAAAUGGCAUUACUUCCUGACAACUUGAGCUGAAAAUUUGAGAGCGCUUGUUUUGGGUGGAAUUAAAAGAGGCUGUUUGCACACCCUCACCUGUGAUUAAGGCACAACACUGUAGACUGCUGUUUACAGCUGAGGGCCCAUUUUUAUUUUUAAUAAGCCUCUGUUCCUUUGUCUACUUUAGCCGCUGAAAAAAUAUGAAGCUGGCAACUUUUUCUUUUUGCCACCACAGGGUUCCCAGCAAAAAAAAAAAGCUUCACCAGGGAAUUUCUGCACAUCAGGCUGAUGUCAGACAGAAGAGUGAGGCACACUUGAAAAAAAAAUGUUUGGGGCAACUUAGGUACUUAUGCAGCUUCUUGGUAUCAAAAUAAUGAGCUAUUCCAAGCCUUCCCUAUACAUUCCUCUCAUUUGUCCAACCAUCCUGUCCAUUCUGCAAGCACAUUUUUUGUGUUUGAAGUCAUUCACUGUCUACCCCAGGGACAGGGAACAUAUCGUUGGACGCCAGCUCCCAUCAGUAUAGCCAGUGCUCAGGGAUGAUGGGAGCUGGAGGGACCACUGGUUCCCCACCCAUCUUAGGCUCAUGUCCCAGCCAAUCAGGGAUCACAUAUUAAAUGCACUUAGAGUCAUAAAGCAGUAGGGGAAGAAGAGUGCUAGUCUGGCAGCACAAUCCUAUGCAGGUCUACUCAGAAGUCCUGCUGAGUAUGACAGGGCUUACUCUUGGGAGAGCGGGCAUAGGAUUGCAGCCUUAGAGGGCUACCCAUGAUUUAGUUGAGGCUUCAUGGAAAGAUACUGCUAAAAUUGUCUCCAGAGGCAAGUUCCCCUCUUUGGUAGACUGCACUGGCACAUGCUCACAGGCCAAGCAAGAUUCCCCCUCAAAAGAUGGGCAUGCAUGUUCAUAGGAAGCUGUGUUAUAUGCCAGGUCAGACUGUUUGUCUGUCUAGCCCAGGCCUGUCGACACUGACUGGCAGCAGCUCUCCAGGGCCGUGGGCAGAGAGGCGCCUUUCCCAUCAAACAUGACCUGAUCCUUUUAACUAGAGGCACAUGCAGAGCAAGCGCUCUACAGCCAAGCUAAGGUUGCUCUCACUUUGAACGCGAUGAUGCUCAUCAUACAGUGACUUGCAUGACUGAGAAGGCCACUGCAGUUCUAACACGGCAGACUUAGACCAGAGGAUUAGACCGACUACCUCUGGGUGUUGUUUCAUUCCAAACUCCCAGCAGCCCCAGCUGGCAGGGCCAGUAGUCUUUCAAAAACCCGAACUUGUUUGUAAAGUGGUCCUCAAAAUCAAAGUGGUCUUUGUUUUGUUUUAAGGGGGGGGGGCAGGAAGGAUGUGGAUGGAAGGGAAAAAAAUUAGGGCAGUGAUCAAGUUUUGCAGACAGGCUGCACAUCUCAGACCUCUGUGGGUGUUUUAAGGAAACUUUGCUCCUUAUGUAGACUUAGAAAUCAGAAUUAAGGAGCAAAGUUGCAAACAGGUUGCAAUUGCUCCUUUGUAAAGGGCAGGGGAAGCUGGUCCGUAAGGGCAAAUGGGGCGCUGCCCAACAAACUUUAGUCUGCCUUGUUACUAUAACCAAUCAGGGAGUGCUUACUACAACCAAUCAGGGAGUGGCUCUGCCUCACAUUGGCCCUGGCUCUGCCCUCUGUUGGGUCACCCUGCCUUCCGCCUUACCAGUUCCAACGGGCACAAGCCAUAACCGAUGAAGAGGACAGCGCUUUGGACAGGCGGUACUUUUAAUGAUACAGAAUUGCACUUUUGUUUCCUUAUGGCAGGGAGAGCGCACAUCUGGAGUGGCCCUCUGGUUGUUGUUGGACUCCGACCUCCCAUCAGCCCCAGCCAGCACGACCAAUUAUCAGAGAUGAUGGAGUUCGAGUCCCAACAAAAUCUCAAGCACACCAGGUUCUCCCUAUCCUUGCUUUACAGAAGGGGAGUGGCCAGUGGGGAGGGGUUAAUGGAGAAAGAUGAGAUUGGACAAAACUAGAAUGGUCAAGCACACAUACGAGAGGUAUCACAUUUCCCCCCUUCACUUCACAGAGUAUCCUCUAUCCUAAUAACAAACUUGUUUUCCAAGGGCAGCCAAACAGGACACACACACAACAGGCAUCAGCAGGUUUGGGGGAACCCCAUGGUUUGCAAAAUUUAAAAAAGCACACACACAGCUAGGCUGGUGGUCACAGGAUUCUGAACACUAAGGGGGGAAAGUGGAAGAGGGGUAUGUAAUAGAGUUUCCUGAGAGAGGGCAUGGCUGGCUGGAAUCCACAACAAGAGCCAUCCAUGCUGCAGCAUUUUGUCGCAAGUCCCAUUUGUAGUAAUAUUAGCGGAGAAAAGCAAGGAUGGGGAGUAGCAUUUUGAAAAGAAAGGUGAGGUAUACGUUUAAAUAAAUGUGAACAAGUGGGAGAUUCCCAACCUAUCACAGCUGCAUAGACACCAUACAUUUAAAGCACAUCUGACCCCCAGGAUCCUAGGAACAAUAGUUUAUUCACAUAAGGCGCUACAAUUCCCAGUGUGCUUAAGCUACUGUGCCCAGGAUCCUUAGGGGAAAGGAGAAUGUGCUUUAGACACCAGCUAAAAAGUCCACCUCUGAGUGUUGUCAGUGUUGCCUUAAACCUAAGGGUCCCCCCCAGCACCACGAAACAGCCAUGUGCAAGACGGCUUGCUCGGAUAUUUAUUUACCAGUGUGACCAAAGUUAAGAGAGAUUGCCCAGAAGCUAGGCAGCUUGCAUGCCAAAUUCCCUCCCGAGGAGCAAAAAUCCCCACAAUAAUAAAAAAGCUUCAAAUGCGUUAUUAAGGGCCGGGAGUUUUAAUCAAACACAAAAACAGAAUUUUCAUCGAGUGGUUUAAUGGGAAAAGAACUACCUGGAAGGGGGUGGGGUCAGCAUCUCCCGCCCACACACACAGGCGCUCACCCCGCACAAACCCAAAUUCCAGUCGUCUGUAUAAUAAUUAUUAUUUCUAUGUGCCCAGCUCCACUGCCCAGCCCAAAAUAAGUGGCUAAUCUAUUUACAAAGAAAAGAGGCAACACAAGAAAUAUGAAUCCAGCUAUCCUGGACAGACAGGAAAAUGGAAUGAGAAAAAAAAAACCCACUAAAACUUUGUACAGACGGAGCGAGCGGAUGAGGACGAACAGUUCAAAGGCAAGCUGGGGAGAGGGGAGAACAGGUCCGGUCCGUUUAGCGUGUCACUUGCCAUGGAGGCUUGGCCCGCAGUCAGCAGCAUAGCCGGAGUGGAAGGUGUGUGUAUGUGUGCAUUGAGGGGAACAAGGCCAUUUGCCAGGAGGGCUGCUGGGUGCAAAAACAGUGUCAUUCACAUGACUCUACGGGGUCCCGAUGGGUGCCUAGGCCCCACAGAGCACACUUCUUGGCCCUUGGGAAAAAUGCCACUGAGGACCUCCCUCCUCGUUUUGCUUCUUUAAACGGGGCUGGCCUUCCCCGCCAUCCCGAAACUGGGGACCAGGCCUCCCAUCUUGCCUGCGUCAGAAAGCAGCCUGGGAGCACUGACUUGCCCCAGGGAGGUAACGGGCCCUAAUUCAGCAGAGGCCAAGGCAGCCAGAGUGGGAAAAGGACGGGUGGUGGUGGUGGUGGAGAGAAAAGCGAGACAGAUCAAUGAAGUAAGGCGUGGUGCUGGCCCAGCGAACUUAGAGAGGAUGUCCCUUGGCAGUCUGUGAGGUGCCUUUGCUGCCGAGACGGAAAACAGGGCGAGGAGGCCGCAGCGACAGCCUCUCCCCCUCGGCCGUCAGUAGUCUUCUACCCAGCCGUUUUCCGAUAUGAACGCGUCGAUCACCUCUUUCAUGGCAAGGUUGGGGAUCAGCUGGUCCUGGGUCAGGGGGCUGCGGGUCACGGGGUCAAAGUGGCCGACACGCUGGAAAGAACAGAGAAGAGCCUGAUUAGGCCAGGGUUCCAGAACUCCCCAUCACCACCACCAUGGACCACGUGAAAAACCGCUAAGGACCUUGGUGGACCCCUGAAUGGUUUCGCUGCCCUUUGCAGCAAUUCUAAUGCUCUGUGCUAGAUGCUGCGUGGAUUUAGUUGCAUUUUUAUGGCUCCUUUUAUUUCUUAAUGCAUCUCAUAGGAUUCAAAUUGUAAUGCAAUGCAAGCAAUAAAAGGAAUUAAAAAUCAACAUGGAUAUUGAAUGCGAUGGAUGUGCAGCCACAAAUCCACAAACAUGCAGGGGGCCACCUGAAUGAAGCUCACAGAUCACGGGUGGUCGGUGGGCCACAGUGCGAAUCCCUAGGCUAGGUGGAUGGCCAAAUAGCCUCUUGCGUCUCUAGCUCACUGCCGCCCCCCAUGGCCAGAUUCAGUGGGCCCCUUUUCUAAAAUUUGUCACACGAGACAGUAUUCCGAAAAGUGUCAGACAGCUGUCCCCCGAAUUAAAAUGGAAGGCAUUUAAAAAUAUUUAAAAAGAGACUCAACAUGCUUUCACUAUUAGACCUCAGAUGAACUUUAUAAAGUUUGUUCCAAAUUUGGGGGAGGGAAGGUGGGAUUGGCAGUAAAAAAAGGGGGGGGGCAAAACUGCUUCCCCACUUUUGUAUUUGCAGGAACUGGAGGGGUAAUUUUCAAAGGCGGGGGAGGGUCAGAUUGUUCUACUGCAGCUCUGCACUGGGGAUGACUGAAUUACUCAGUUACACCUCUCACAGUGUUGCGGCAGAAGCAUCCGGUUUGAUGGGAGGCCGACUGGAAGGAGGUACGGCUGCAGUAAGAAAUCAUGCAGAGACACUGCAGGCAUUCUCCUCUUUAGAUGGGUGCUUUGGGUGGUUUGCUUACUCAAGCGAAUUAUUUCUCGUUGCACAUCAUCUUUCAGUGCUCAUGCAUGUGGGUAGAGCUCUUCUGUGCAAGUGUGUGUGUCUGUGUGUCAGUCAUCCUGGCCCAAUCAGGGUCCCCUUAUGUGGGGGAAGUCUACACAUGUACCUCAAUAUGCAGAAAGACCCUUUCAGGUGCCAGCUGAAUGCUGAGAUGGUGGGGCUAGCCCUUCAAAAUUCGAGUUUUCUUACUCCACAAUGAAAAAUACGGCCAUUAUAUUAUGCAGAUACCAUCUUAUCAGGAGGUUCAUUCUGUACAAUAUAGGAAACAGAGUGUGGCAGCACCUACCCUGUGGAAUUCCCUCCCUUUGAAUAUUAGCCGGGUGCCAUCUCUGCGAUCUUUUCUGCACCUUUUGACAACUUUUCUUUUUCAACAAGCCUUUUAAGUUGAGAGCUAUCCCAGUCUGUGUUUGAAUUGCUUAAUAUGUUUUUUAAUAAUGCUUUUAACCCUUUUAAAAAAGUUUUUAAAAUGUUUUUAACGCUGUUUUGUCUUAAUGUAUUUUAAGAUCUGUUUUUAUGAUGUUUUAAAAGUGUUUCUAGUGCCUUGUUUGCCGCCCUGGGCUCCCGCUGGGAGGAAGGGCGUGAUACAAAUCAAAUUAAUAAUAAUAAUAAAUUAUGUGAUGGGUUUUCCUAGGUGGCUAUGUGAGAAUGAGAGUUAAAAAAACAUGUUUUUAAAUUUGUAUAUUUGUUUUUAAUGUUUUAAUUGUUGUAAACUGCCCAGAGAGCUUCAGCUACGGAGCGGUAUACAAACGUAAUAAAUAAAUAUAGCACUAUGA
Messenger RNA from Rhineura floridana, 7169 nucleotides. It is a transcript of the gene JMJD8, whose product is annotated as jumonji domain containing 8. Bases 190 to 1017 code for a protein of 275 amino acids. NCBI's taxonomy places the organism in Eukaryota, Metazoa, Chordata, Lepidosauria, Squamata, Rhineuridae. Gene Ontology annotation, cellular component: cytoplasm. The record is from RefSeq and is a predicted model, not a curated record. The transcript has 10 exons.